AUGCGAGGACCCAACAGGGAUAACAAGCUGAGUUUAUAUAGUCCCCGUACGGUACAGGAUGGACGGUACAGGAUGUCUGGCUUGGCACGGAAAGAAGCCUCUCUUCAUAGUCAAGUCACUAAAGGGACAUUGACACAGUUGGAGGUGGCCCAAAAGAAGGGGACGGAGAUGGAAGAGCAGGACCCAGAAGGACCUGGAGCUUCGAAGAUGGCAAGCAUAGGCACCCAAGCUGGGAGCAACAUUGAAUUCUGGGAAAGCCCUGUGCCAGAGAACCUGCCUAAGGGCACCUGCCCCGUUUCCUUUGAGGAGGUGUCUGUCUCCUUCACCCCAGGAGAGUGGACCCUGCUGGAUCCGGGCCAGAGGACUCUCUACAGGGAGGUCAUGCGGGAGAACUAUGGAAGCGUCAUCUCUCUGGCCCAGGACGAUCAGAGCAAUGAGGAGGGUGAGAAACUGGAUCAGCAGUUGCCAGAUCGAGUUGAAAAGUCGGAGUGUGGAAAGAGAUUCAGUCGGAGUUUCAGUCUUCAAAGUCAUCAGAGAACCCACACAGGGGAGAGACCUUUUGAAUGCUCAGAGUGUGGAAAGAGAUUCAGUCGGAGUUUCAGUCUUCAAAGUCAUCAGAGAACCCACACAGGAGAGAGACCUUUUGAAUGCUCAGAGUGUGGAAAAAGAUUCAGUCGGAGUUGCAAUCUUCAAAGUCAUCAGAGAACCCACACAGGGGAGAGACCUUUUGAAUGCUCAGAGUGUGGGAAGAGAUUCAGUCGGAGUUUCAGUCUUCAAAGUCAUCAGAGAACCCACACAGGGGAGAGACCUUUUGAAUGCUCAGAGUGUGGAAAGAGAUUCAGUCACAGUGGCAGUCUUCAAAGUCAUCAGAGAGCCCACCUAGGGGAGAGACCUUAUGAAUGCUCAGAGUGUGGAAAGAGUUUCAAUCACAGUGGCAGUCUUCAAAGGCAUCAGAGAACCCACACAGGGGAGAGACCUUUUGACUGUUUAGAAAGUGAAAAGAGAAACAGUCAGAAUGGCAUUCUUCAAAAUCAUCAUAGAACCCACACAGGGGAGAGACCUUUUGAAUGCUCAGAGUGUGGGAAGAGAUUCACUGACAGUGGCACUCUUCAAAGGCAUCAGAGAACCCACACAGGGGAGAGACCUUUUGAAUGCUCAGAGUGUGGAAAGAGA
Messenger RNA from Heteronotia binoei (common prickly gecko), 1173 nucleotides. Its product is annotated as zinc finger protein 3-like. Gene Ontology annotation, biological process: negative regulation of transcription by RNA polymerase II. Lineage: Eukaryota; Metazoa; Chordata; Lepidosauria; Squamata; Gekkonidae. The annotation marks the transcript as partial. The transcript has 5 exons. The record is from RefSeq and is a predicted model, not a curated record. Gene Ontology annotation, molecular function: DNA-binding transcription repressor activity, RNA polymerase II-specific.